AUGGCUGGCGAAGGUGAGCUGAAGCUGUUGAGUACGUGGGCGAGCCCCUGGGCUUCUAGGGUGAAACUCGCGCUCCACCUCAAGGGCUUGAGCUACGAGAACAUCGAGCAGGACCUCAACAGCAAGAGUGACCUCCUCCUCGCGUUCAACCCAGUGCACAAGAAGGUGCCCGUGCUCAUCCACAACGGCAAGCCAAUCUGUGAGUCGGUCGUCAUAAUUGAGUACAUCGACGAGGCCUAUGGCAGCACCGGCCCCUCCCUCCUACCCACUGACCCCUACGAGCGUGCCAUUGCUCGGUUUUGGGUAGACUACAUUGACCACAAGCUAGUCAUCCCGUGGAAAGUGGCGUUCACAGCCAACACUGAGGAGGAUAAGACUGAAGCGAUAAAGCAAAUAUUAGUGGGGGUGAAUGUGCUAGAGGGGGCUCUCAAGGAAUGCUCCAACGGGAAGCCCUUCUUUGGAGGUGAUAACGUUGGAUACGUGGAUAUAGCACUAGGCGGCCUGUUGGCGUUUCUGCAAGGAACUGAAGAACUAUGUGGUACCAAGCUCUUUGGCACCGCGAAUACCCCACUUCUGCUUGCUUGGGUGGAGCGCUUCACUACGCUGGACGCUGCCAAGGCGGCUCUUCCGGACGCCAAUAAAUUGGUUGUGUUUGCAAGGACAAGGCGGGCCCGGAUUGCUGCUACUAUAAAUGUAUCUGUCAAGAACUGA
Triticum turgidum subsp. durum (durum wheat) is the source of this 711-nucleotide messenger RNA. NCBI's taxonomy places the organism in Eukaryota, Viridiplantae, Streptophyta, Magnoliopsida, Poales, Poaceae. The record is from the annotation of a GenBank genome assembly.